AUGUCAGAUCCAGGCCGGACCCUGAGCUUUGCUGAGCGAAGAGGCAGCACCUUGAGCGAAGAGCUCAUCCUUGACACAUCGGCCUCCAUGUCAGACCCUCGCUUAGCCAAGAUGACCCAGUCUCGACAUGUGCGAGGGCCACCGACGCCCAGUAUGUCGACGCCUGCUGCCGAUUUCGACCAACAGCUCGUGGGAUCGCCGCCCCCACCUCCCACACCCGCAGCGUCUCCAGGUCCUUCACAUUGUCAGCCUGAUUGGAGUGGCGCGGCUGAUGACGAGGACUUCUUCCUCGCCAAGGUUAGGCAGCACUUUAAGAACUGCUCUGGUCCCCAGCGAACCCGCAUUCUCGCCGAUCUCUUGAAUCUAUGCACCAGUCCGCAACUGAGCUUCGUCCACCAACAUGUCAGCCCUUUGCUGAAAAAAGACCCUUUCACCAGUUUGCCAGACGAGCUCUGCCUACGAAUUCUCUCGUUCAUUGACGACCCCAAGGUUCUUGCGCGGGCAUCGCAAGUGUCCCCACGGUGGCGCGACCUACUGAGCGACGAUAUGACUUGGAAGAAUCUCUGCUUGAAGCACGACUACCGACGUCAUGUCAUGGGGGUCUGGGCUAUGGUCCCAUGGGGAGACACGCUGGUCAGCGGUGGGUGCGACAGAGACGUGCGCGUCUGGGACCUUCGCACAGGACACUGCCUGCACACAUUGCGCGGACACACCUCGACUGUUCGGUGCCUCAAGAUGGCGGACGAGAACACCGCCAUCUCGGGCUCGCGUGACACCACCUUGCGCAUCUGGGAUAUCCGCUCUGGCCUGUGCCGUAAUGUCCUGGUGGGGCACCAAUCUAGUGUCAGAUGCCUCGAGAUCCACGGUGACAUUGUCGUAUCAGGUAGCUACGAUACGUUCGCCAGAGUGUGGAGCAUUUCCGAAGGUCGUUGCCUGCAAACACUCCAAGGUCACUUCAGCCAGAUUUACGCCAUUGCCUUUGACGGAAAGCGCGUCGUGACCGGCAGUCUGGACACGAAUGUCCGAAUCUGGGAUCCUUUCACUGGCGAAUGUCUUGCCAUUCUCCAGGGUCAUACAUCGCUCGUCGGCCAGCUACAGAUGCGUGGCGACACCUUGGUCACGGGCGGGUCUGAUGGGUCUGUCCGCGUGUGGUCUCUAGAGAAGAUGUGUCCCAUUCACAGGCUUGCUGCACACGACAACAGCGUGACCAGUCUGCAGUUUGACGACACCCGAAUCGUCAGCGGCGGUAGCGACGGACGCGUCAAGAUUUGGGAUCUGAAAACUGGACUCCUUGUGCGUGAGCUGAUUGCUCAAGGUGAAGCUGUGUGGCGCGUUGCUUUUGAAGCUGAGAAAUGCGUCGCCCUUGCCCUCAGACAAGGCCGGACUGUGAUGGAGGUCUGGACUUUCACUCCGCCUGACGAGGUGAUCUUUGAUCGGCCGCCGACUAUCCAACAGCGCGUGCUCGAGGAUGAUCCAAGUCGACCUCUAAGCGCAAUGGUGGUUGAUUACACCGAGCCCUCCUCUUCAGGGUCCAGCUCCCAGGCGGCAAAUCAAGACCAGGAUAUCGACAUGACAGAAGCUGAGGCUGGUCCUUCCACUGGCAACAAAACGUUCUUCCACGAAGACUGA
Molecule: messenger RNA, 1629 nt
Organism: Emericellopsis cladophorae
Lineage: Eukaryota; Fungi; Ascomycota; Sordariomycetes; Hypocreales; Bionectriaceae
Exons: 6
Coding region: 1-1629 (542 amino acids)
Biological process (GO): proteasome-mediated ubiquitin-dependent protein catabolic process; ubiquitin recycling
Cellular component (GO): nucleus; cytoplasm
Molecular function (GO): ubiquitin binding
Source: RefSeq, a predicted model, not a curated record